This is a messenger RNA of Meira miltonrushii, 2266 nucleotides long. Its product is annotated as HECT-domain-containing protein. The record is from RefSeq and is a predicted model, not a curated record. NCBI's taxonomy places the organism in Eukaryota, Fungi, Basidiomycota, Exobasidiomycetes, Exobasidiales, Brachybasidiaceae. Gene Ontology annotation, biological process: positive regulation of protein catabolic process; proteasome-mediated ubiquitin-dependent protein catabolic process; protein polyubiquitination. The transcript has 2 exons. Gene Ontology annotation, molecular function: ubiquitin-protein transferase activity. The coding region runs from base 132 to 2051 and encodes 639 amino acids.
AUCCAAUCAUACAACUGUCUUCAGCGCAAUCAAGAAGGACAUUCAAUCACUCGGUUGCCUACCAACUCAUUCUAUCAUUAUAUAGGCACUGGCACAUCUUAUCCAGAUACAACUUCAUGAAAUCAUAGCCAAUGUCAUCGAAUGAAGAUCCAGGUUCGCCAGGUGAAGGCCGAAGAUCCGGAGACAAUGGCCAGCCAAACGGUCUUUUCGAUAUCACACAAAUCAUUGGCGCCGCUCUAGGAACUUCAAUGGCAGGUCCUAGUGGCGUCAGAAUGGCUAGCUCAUCUCAUUCACAUGUCCCGAUCGUUGCCAUUUCAACGGGUCCAGGUGUUGGACCCGGUUUACCGCAUACAGCUGCAAUGGAUUUUGAAGGAGGUUUACCCAUGCUAUCUUCAGGUUCCGCUGCAAUGGAAUCAGAUGAUGCUGCAGGGCAACUACACAGAGUUAUUCAACGUGCUGAGAAUGAACCAGCAAGCAGAGAAGUCAACGGAAAGGACUCGAAAAACGGUAAAGAGAAGAAUGCCGAAGACGAAGCAAGAUUAGCACAGAUAUAUGAAAGCUUUGAAUUCGAGCCUAUUUGGGAUCGAUUGAGUCAGGUAUUGACUAGGCUAGAGGGUGAUCCUAAUGCCGCUCAAGUACUUUUGCCGUUGAUUGAAAGUCUAAUGGUUCUCUCAAAACAUGCUGCAACGGCCGAGGAUCUAGCAUUUCAAGGCUCUUCUUCCAAUCGAGGUUCGGUAUCGCCCGUUAUUGAGAGGCCGACGGCAUUUAAGACAAAGCGGGAAUUAAUGCACGACCAAUUUUUCACAUUCACAGAGAGACAUCGAAAGAUUCUCAAUCUGAUGGUUCGUCAAAAUCCUUCUUUGAUGUCAGGAAGCUUCAGUCUUUUAGUGCAUAAUCCUAAAGUGCUCGACUUUGAUAAUAAACGCAACUACUUCACUCAGCAGCUACACAAAGGAAGGAAAGAGCAUUAUACGCCAUUACAGAUUUCCGUUCGCCGCCAGCACGUUUUCUCGGACAGUUUCAGGUGUUUGCAAGGGCAUACCGGUCCAGAGAUCAAGCAUGGUAAAUUGAACGUUCGAUUCUAUAACGAAGAGGGAAUAGAUGCGGGAGGUGUAACGCGAGAAUGGUACUCGAUCUUAGCAAGAGCAAUGUUCAAUCCCGAUUACGCUUUGUUCGCUCCGUGUGCUGCUGAUCGGACAACAUAUCAGCCAAAUCGAUCAAGUGCAAUUAAUCCUGAUCAUCUUGCUUUCUUCAAAUUCGUUGGAAGGGUGAUUGGAAAAGCAAUCUACGAUGGACGACUACUAGAUGCCUAUUUCACAAGAUCCUUCUAUAAGCAUAUCUUGGGAAAGGCAGUAGAUUAUCGGGAUUUGGAAGCGAUUGAUCCUGAAUACUUUAAGAGUCUGCAAUGGAUGUUGGAGAACGACAUCGAGGAUGUCUUGGAUCUGACAUUCACUGUUGAUAAUGAAGAGUUUGGAGAAACUACAGUGGUAGAAUUGAAGCCUGAUGGUACAAACAUUCCAGUGACAGACAAGAAUAAACAAGAAUAUGUUCGUUUGGUCACUGAGCAAAGGCUAACGCUUUCCAUUCAAAAGCAAAUCGAAGCCUUUUUGAACGGAUUUCAUGACGUCAUCCCUAAGGACCUUGUUCGAAUCUUUAGUGAACAAGAAUUGGAAUUGCUCAUUUCUGGUUUGCCGGAUAUCGAUGUGGUUGCUUGGAAGAACAAUACCGAAUUACAUGGAUAUAGCACAAGUGAUCCUGUUGUUCAAUGGUUCUGGAGAGCUGUUCGUUCGUUCGACCAAACAGACAAGGCCAAGUUGUUGCAAUUCAUUACCGGUACAAGUAAGGUGCCUUUGGAAGGUUUCGCGCAUUUACAAGGAGUGCAAGGAACGCAAAGGUUCAACAUUCAUAAAGCAUAUGGUGCUGAUCGUUUGCCGGCCGCACACACAUGUUUCAAUCAAUUGGACUUACCCCAAUAUGAUUCUUAUGAGAAGCUGAGGUCGCAAUUGCUCUUGGCAAUGAACGAAGGAGGAGAAGGAUUCGGAUUUGCCUGAUUCUAUUGAGACGACGCACUUCAAAUUUACCAAAGACGAUCGACUGUAUUACUCACUUCGGGUUUUUUUGUACACAUUCAUCAUUCUUUCUCGCUCCCUACACAUCCACACUUGUACACUCAAAACAAUCCUACGCAUUGGCCAUUAAUCUAUACAUUAGAGACUUUUCUAGAUUGUGUGUGUUGCCCUUACCGGAGGCGAUCUUGUAAGCUCCC